UAAUUAAGCACCAGCUGAGAUAAGUACACUAGCUACCUGAACUUUCCGUCGACGCAGUAGUAGUAGUAGCCAGCUAUUGUAGCUAGCUAGGCCACUCACAAGAGCUAAGCAAGAAUGGUGGAGAAGCCGGCGAGCCAGGCCGACGUCGGCGGCGAGGUUGAGGCGCAUAAGGAGAGGAAGGGGCUGUGGUCGCCGGAGGAGGACGAGCGGCUGUACACCCGGAUCACCAGGCACGGCGUGUCUACCUGGAGCUCCGUGGCGCAGCUCGCUGGGCUGCGGCGGAGCGGCAAGAGCUGCCGGCUGCGGUGGAUGAACUACCUCCGGCCAGACCUGAAGAAGGAGCCCAUCUCCAAGCGCGAGGAAGAGACCAUCAUCUCGCUCCAGAAGUCACUCGGCAACAGGUGGUCAGUGAUCGCGGCGAAGAUGCCGGGGAGGACGGACAACGAGAUCAAGAACUACUGGAACUCCCGCAUCAGGAAGCGCCAGACCAUCAGCACCGGCGGCGGGAAGGGCGACAGCGGCCUCGCAAAGCAGCAGGGUGACCUUCCGGCCGCCGAUGACAAGGCCGCCGUGCUAGCACCGCCCGGAGAGAAGGAACUGGUUAGCAGCAUGGCCACCGGGGCGGCGGCGCCUCCUGUCCCGGCACGGUUCCCACUGUUCGCGUGCCAGCUACUCGGCGGUGGCGGCGGUGGCGGAGGGGAUGCGGCCAUUGCAGCUGCAGGCACCACCGAGUCGACAACCACUCACGAGAACAACGGCGCCGGCUCGGAGAGCGACGUGAGCGUGGGCAACGGCGGCGGCCAGGACGGUCGGGAAGGGCAUUACUACUACUGCGCCGUCGACGGCGACAUUGACAUGGUCCAUCUCAUGUCGUUCGACGACCUGCUUGAGUACCCGGCCGGCGAUCUGCUCAUGGAUGCGUGGGAUCAGAACGGACUCUACUCCACGAAUACGGGGAACUCUGUUGAUUGAUUUGGUUGUUGAUUAGCCCGGCGGGCGUGCAAGAGGGUUAGUUAUUGGUAAAUUUGUUCAAUUACAUUGUGUAUGCACGCCUAGCCGCCUAGGGCAGCACCCCUCUUGUGCACAAACCCAACCUUUUGUUGAAUCAAUUGAUCGAGUGGUAAUUAAUUAAGGCCUGUUUAUUUUUGUUGCGUAUGCAAAUUACUUUGUUUUUCUUCAAAACCGGUUGAAACUUUUUAGGGCAAUUAUAAUUCAAAAAAUGUUGUGUUUGCAAUAGUUUGUGACUAAAGUAACUCUUCGAAACAAAUUUGAGAGUGGUAUCUAUAGUUUCCCAAGAAAAGGAUAUUCCAAUGAUAAUGAUAUUAAAGAUAAUAACUAUAACUAUUAUAAUUAUACAACCUUUUCUUACACAAUGUAAAUUUAUGAACUAGUGGUGGUCUCGCCAUUGGGUUCGAUUGCAUCACUAGUACAUAACACUCCCUAAAAUGAUAUGAUAUGUUGUGUUGUGUGGAACUUUCAAUGAGCCAUGGAUAUAUUGUGACGUGUAAAAUGAUAUGUCGUUGUGAAAGACACUCUCGACUUGGGAUACUCCGGAUCCCUAACUGAGCGACCAUGAGUAAGGCCCGGAGCAACCACCAGAUAACCAAGUUUCCAUUGUACAUUUGGAAAUUCGAGCUCUCAGCCCCGAAGACUCGGGGUGCUUCGGCGGCUUCAACGCAACAAGGGGAAGGGUUUUGGAGUUUGAGUUUUGGCUUUUGGUAACAAAUAAUAUAUGACAAUAUGAGUUGAGUAAUACAAUGUUUUCUCCCGCAAAAAAGAAAAAUAUGAUAAUAUGAGUUGAGUAAUACAAUGCUUUCACCCGUAAAAAAGAAAAA
This is a messenger RNA of Aegilops tauschii subsp. strangulata, 1835 nucleotides long. RefSeq lists its product as uncharacterized. NCBI's taxonomy places the organism in Eukaryota, Viridiplantae, Streptophyta, Magnoliopsida, Poales, Poaceae. The record is from RefSeq and is a predicted model, not a curated record.